AUGUCAACAAUAUCCCCCAACCUUCAGGCCAACUUCGCGACAGCAUCGCCAGUACCAAAAAUGGCUGUCGCAUCAGCAACAAAGACAAAGUCGGCCAAGGCCGCGGCCGCCACUGCCAAUGGCACUUCUAACAAAAAGAGCCAGAUGCACCGCCGUUCAAGAACAGGUUGCUACACCUGUAGAUUAAGGAGGAAAAAGUGUGACGAGGGUCAACAUGUUUGCUCAGCAUGCAAGCACCUCGGUCUCGUAUGCGAAUACAAGCGCCCGCACUGGUGGAGCAACAACGACGCCAGGAGGCGACACAAGGAUGAUAUCAAGACAAUCAUCAAGAAGAAGAAGCUCGCCGAGAAGGGUGCCCACGCUGUUCAAACCGCCAUGAGCUCACCUCCAGGCCUUUCUCACUCUAUCCCAUCGUUGCCAACCUCGGCCACCUUCUCAGACCCUCUCGACAGGACAAGAUCCGCCUCCAUCGACUCGCACUUUAGCUUCAACUUCAACAGCCCACCAACGACAGGCUCAGAAUAUGGCGCAUUCACUCCUCAGCUACAUCCCGACUUCAUGUUCGCAGGACCAUAUGCUUCGCCCUACGAGAUCGACGUCAAGACUGAGAGGCAAAUGUUUGUUAAUGAUGUGCCUACCCUCAGGGAAUCAACAACCUCGACCUUUAGCACCUGCUACACCCCGCCGCUGCCGGGCACAACCCUGCCGUCGUUCCCUCUGGAAGGCGAAUGGACUGAACAGGUGUGCUCGGAGAGGCGCGAGUCCUUUACUGAAGAGACUCUGAAUGUCAACUUCUUUGACUUUGCCCAUGGCCGCUCCAUGCAAUCAAGGCAGGUUGCCAUUGAGCUCGACGAGGGUGACCAACGCCUGCUGGAUCAUUUCGUCCGACAUGUUCUGCCGACAAUCUUCCCUAUCCUGGAGUCCAACCAACACGGCUCGGUCAGCUCAGACCUGAUCCUGCCGGCGCUCCAGAGCAACAAGGGUUACCUUCACUGCUGCUUGAGCAUCGCCGCUCAGCACCUCAAGGCUGCGACUGGUUCCCAGAGCGAGGACAUGGAUGCCGACAUCAUGCGACACCGCUACGCGACCAUCUCUGCGCUUUGCGACGCUCUUAACCGCGACGAGAACCAUCAACAAAUUCUCGAGGCUGCGCUUGGCUUGAUCUUCUUCCAGUGCGGCGUCGGGCGCUUCGACGAUGCCCUCCCAGACAUUGCCUGGCACCAGCACUUCCAGGCCGCCAUUUCUCUUGUGCAGAAGCUUGACCUUCCCCGCAUUGUCUCAGACCCCAACGCAGAGGCUGCGCCGACACCGUUCAACAUGACACUCACUGCCUGGAUCGAUAUCCUGGGUGCUACAAUGCAGGGCCGCGCACCCACCUUCGCCCACACCUACCGUGAGAAGCAUUUGUCUGCGACCAAUUCGUCGCUCGGCCUACGCGAGCUCAUGGGAUGCGAAGAUCGUGUCAUGUACCUCAUCUCCGAGAUUGCCUGCCUCGAGGCACUUAGGAAUGACGGAAUGGACGACAUCACUCUUUGUCAACACGUUCAUGUUCUUGGUGACCAGAUUGGUCUCACCGAGGUUGGCGAGACUGCCCCUAGGCUUCCAUUUAACUCUAAUGGUUCGCUGAGCCCAAAGCAGCUGAGCAAGAACAUCACGGCAGCAUUCAGGCUCGCGGCGCGCAUCUACCUGUGCAGCCUUGUUCCCGGCUUCAACCCUACUCAGGCUAGCUGCAUCGGCCUGGUCGAGAAGCUGACCAACGUUCUCCAGCACAUCCCCUCAGGUCACCAGGGAUUCGACCGCUCUCUUGUGUGGGUUUACCUGGUUGGCGGGUCCGUCAGCCAGCCCGGCUCGUCGUUCCGCGGCUUCUUUGAGGACCGCGUCGCGCAACUCGGUGAGGCCGCCAACUUUGGCUCCUUUGGCCGCGUCAGCUCGCUGCUGCGGGAGACGUGGAUCGAGGCCGACCAGCUCGUGGCUAUGCAGUCUCAGGCUUGCUCCCCUGCUGCAUCGGAGACAGGAAGCGUGAUACCAACACACUACAUCCACUGGAGAGAUGUCAUGCAGACCAAGGGUUGGGAUUAUCUCCUCGUCUAA
Molecule: messenger RNA, 2091 nt
Organism: Pyricularia pennisetigena
Lineage: Eukaryota; Fungi; Ascomycota; Sordariomycetes; Magnaporthales; Pyriculariaceae
Exons: 2
Coding region: 1-2091 (696 amino acids)
Biological process (GO): positive regulation of transcription by RNA polymerase II
Cellular component (GO): nucleus
Molecular function (GO): DNA-binding transcription factor activity, RNA polymerase II-specific; transcription cis-regulatory region binding; zinc ion binding
Source: RefSeq, a predicted model, not a curated record